This is a messenger RNA of Monopterus albus (swamp eel), 3423 nucleotides long. RefSeq names its product gap junction protein alpha 4 (gene gja4). Gene Ontology annotation, cellular component: connexin complex. NCBI's taxonomy places the organism in Eukaryota, Metazoa, Chordata, Actinopteri, Synbranchiformes, Synbranchidae. Gene Ontology annotation, molecular function: gap junction channel activity. Bases 94 to 1242 code for a protein of 382 amino acids. The transcript has 2 exons. The record is from RefSeq and is a predicted model, not a curated record. Gene Ontology annotation, biological process: cell-cell signaling.
GGAAAACACAAACCAACUCUAGCUGCGUGAGCCACCACUUUAUGGAGCGGGGUGGUAUUAAGAGUACUGAGACCUGCGAGAAAGGAGCAGAGGAUGUCCAGAGCUGACUGGUCCUUCCUGGAGCACCUGCUGGAGGAGGGCCAGGAGUAUUCCACAGGCAUUGGCCGUGUCUGGCUUACUGUACUCUUCCUGUUUCGUAUGCUGGUACUUGCAACAGCUGCAGAAUCUGCCUGGGAUGAUGAGCAAGCUGACUUUGUCUGCAACACAGAACAACCUGGCUGCACUGCUGUCUGCUAUGACAGAGCCUUCCCCAUCUCCCACUUUCGCUACUUUGUCUUCCAAGUCAUCUUUGUCUCCACGCCGACUAUCUUCUACUAUGGAUAUGUGGCUAUAAAGGCUAGGAAGGACAAGACAAAAGAGGAGGCAAAGGAUGACAAGCAGGCAGAAGAAGGUGGUGAAAAUAAGGGAAGAACUACUGUGAUAGAAAGAGACAAUGAGAAUGUAACUAAAGGCAACAUAGAGGAGAAAGAAGAGGGUGGUGGGAAAGGUAGAAAGGCAGAAAAGGUUCCUCCUAAGGCUCCUAAACUGAAAGGCAGGUUGCUGUGUGCAUACGCAUUCAGCAUAAUGUUAAAGGUACUGCUAGAAGUUGGCUUCAUCAUUGGGCUGUGGUUCCUCUAUGGUAGCUUCUUUAUAGCGGCAAAGUUUGAGUGCUCACGGCCCCCUUGUCCUCAUACAGUGGACUGUUUUGUCUCUCGACCCACAGAGAAAACCAUCUUCACCAUCUAUUCUCAGGUGAUUGCUGCCAUCUCCGUGCUUCUCAACCUUACUGAGCUCCUCCAUCUCCUUCAGCUUGCCAUUUCCCAUCACCUGGAGAAACGCUACCAUACCCAGCAGCAAGACUACCUAUUUCUGUCUGAGCAGGUACCACCCGGGCAAGAGACUCCUGAACUCCAAACAGAGGUGUCACAGUCUUACAAAGCAGAAAGCCAUGUUCAUCUUCCCAUACAGGGUGAGGUCCCAUGCUACCCCAACCCCUGUGAGAGCUAUAGAGAUCUGGCAGUAGAGAUGAACUGGGGUCCUGGGGAGACUGGGAGCAACCUGCUUCCCAGUUAUAUGAAUUGCAUGGGGACUAGAAAGACAUCACAUUCCCCUAGAUCCCCUUAUAAGAAGCAUGCACACCACACUGGGAAAAACACUAAGGGUGCUCAUAAGGGACACUUAAAGCAGAAACAUUAUGUAUGACACAGUUAGAUGGGGCAUAAGUUUUUUAUGAACGUGAAGGCUUUGUUUUUCAUCUGAGUCUUCCAGGUUAUUAUAAAUGCUAUCCUACACAUGACAGGUGAGUGUCAGGGAGUGCAUGGUGGAAGCUGAAAUGAGUGGAAAAUGAAGAACAGCUAUUGCACUGUGAACUCAAUGCCUCAGAGGCAGGUAGACAUUCAAAUGGAGAUUUACCAGAUAAAUGGACCUGUUCAAAAUGAAACAUUUUGAGAACAUUCCCUAAGGCGAAAAAAUGAGACUCCACAAUGAGAAAAGAUUACAGUCAUUAGAUGCCUUAAUGUUACAUUUAAUAGCUUUUAGUGCUGAAUGGGACAGUAAAAAAAUCACUGCGAGGGGGGUCUGUGGCAGAUCUAGGGAUACUGUGUGAGUGUGCAUGAGAGGAAAUGCAGUGGAAGAAUAUUUCUCUGAGACUUUUGUUGUAGCCCCUAGAAUUGUAUGAAGCCCAUUCCUCUUCCCGUUGGUUUUGUCCACACUGUAGAAUGCACUGGUCUCUGGAUCAUAAUCAGCUCCCAAGAGGAUAAUGGCUGCAUAGAUGCAAACAAGCACACACACACAUGCACAAUUUGACCUAGUGAAUCUUAGUCACUUGAUUUGGGAAAAUGAACUGGGAAGACAGUGAAAAAGAAAAGGCUAUACAAGCCAGGGAAAUUCUAGGGUUUGUAGGUGACUUAACCAUAGUAUGUUAGCUAUGAAGAAAGAGAAAGAGAUAAGACCACUACAUAAUUGAUUAUGAGAGCUGAAUAAUGGAGCAAAGUCAUGCAUCCAGUCUGAAAAUUAAACAUUUUAGUGAGCUUGAGAGAGAAUUCAAUAGUGCAUUAGUGAUUGCACAUUGAAUGGACUUAAAGCGGUACAUAAAUGUGCAAAUUCAAUAAAAAGACUAAUUAUGUGAAAAUUGUGUUUAAUGUUUAAGAUAUUGUGCAUCAAUAUCAGUGUUAAUAUUUAUUUGAAGAAAAAUGUUUAACUAUUAUAAAUUUAUGAUUACACUGUCAGUUCAUGAUAUAACAGGAUCCCUCAGGAAAAAAAAAUAAAUACAGCAUUAUCCAAAUGCUACACAAAAUGUACUACAAAGACACCAUUAAAAUUUAAAAUAACUGCAUAACUUAUGUAACUUAUUUGUAUAACCAAUAUUGUGACCUCAGCAGUUUUUUUCCAAGUCCAAUGCUACUACUACAAAGCUGGCUGGCACUAGCAGACCCCCUAGCCUUAGGACAACAUACUAGUACUCAACUUGCCUUGAAAAAGAUCAGCUGUGGUCAAAAUGCCAGCUAUAUCAAUAAAUUACAGAGUUAGUGUGGGGUCAUUAUAUUUCUGCAUCAUAUUACCAUGACCAUCGGAUAGAUGCUCCCUUCCAUGUAUGUCCAUCUUUUGUGUAUAUCAUGAUUUUAUUCCAUUUCCUUUCUGAAUACAGGGGUGAGAUUUCUAUGUACCAAACAUGUCUCUGAAGUUUGUAUUCCUUCUGGGUUCAUCUAUACACUAUGAUAAUACAGAGACAAUCACUCAAAAGAAAGUGCUUUGGGAAAAAUAAAAAGGUCAAUGUGUGGAGAAGCAGAUGAGCCUUUCAGGGUAGCGUGAGCAUAGGCUUCUAUGGGAAAAAAUGAAAGAAAAUAACUUAAAUUUGAAUGGCUGUUUUUUUUAACCUGCAUUAACUAAGAUUUAGCACAAAUUUGGAUACAUCAAGUAUAAACUUGUCUAGACCCCCCCACCCCCAGCUCCACUCUGCUAUUUUCAGGCUUUAUGUUUAUUUCUUGCCCUUUGUGGCCACUGUUGUUAAAUCCAUACCACACUUCUUCCACACCCCUGCUGACCCAAAGGCAUAAGAUGCAUUUUCCAAAAAAAGUAUGGCUCAUUUCAAUGAUGGACCAUGGAGGCUCCCUGUACAGGUACAACCCAAGGCAGGAACAUACAGUAUCUGUCUGUUAGACCCAGGAGGCCACAUUCUGUAGCACAGAAAGAGUGCGACAAAGAAUGAGGCAAAACCAGGGUUAACAUCAGCUUGGCAUUUUGGAAAUGGAGAGCAUUAAACACAUCCUCUUCUUCUUCUUUCGACUGUUCCCGUUAGGGGUCGCUACAGCAAAUCAUCUGUGUUAGGUGGACUAACUCUAUCCUCGACAUCCACUAUUCCUACCCCAGUUAACUUCAUGUCCU